GCGGAAAAAGUAAAGUUGUCUGAAUACUUUUCGAAUGCACUGUAUUUACAAUUCUACUGUAUUAACUUGAUAAUAUCACAGAAUUUCUAAACACCAGGACCAACAUCGCAAUACUUCCGGGAAAGCUUUGCGAAGCAGACUCGACCGACCAGACAUGGGUUUGGGGUCUGCAAGUCAAUGGGAGAAGUGAAAAAUUCUUCCAUAGUUGUUAAUUUUCCUUAAAUCUAAAGGCACAKCCUAGAUUCAAGCCAAUGUCUGAAGUAGCUGAACAUGUUAUUACUCCAACGUUGUGAAAGUGACAAACUGACACAUUUUCAUUUUCAUCAAAAACAACUUAACGUCGAAGGAGUGCCUUUGAUUUGAUUGCCUGCACAUGUGCAGUUCGGCACGAGACUACCGUUAGACCUGAUGACAUGUUUCUGCGCAUGAGCUUAGCUAACCAACGUCGCCAUGACAUCGCCUACAAGCAUUUCUAUUGGAGAAGCAGUUAUCMUCAUACUGUACUGUCUUUGAUAAUAUUAAGUUCGUUUGAGAUUGUUCACUGUGUUCAGUCUGAGGUGUGUCUGUCUGUGUGUGUGUGCUAUGUGCAUGUGURCGUGUGUGUGUGUGACUCCACAGAAGGGUCAGGGUGUGAUCGACGGGGAGGACCUGCAGGACGUGUGUCAUCAGUUUAACCUGGACCUGAGUGGGCCGGUGCUGGAUGACUUGAUGGAGUACUGUGACAUGGACAAAGAUGGACUCAUCAACUUUCAGGAGUUCGCCAACUUCCUCAACUGGAAGGACAAAAUGCCCAUCAGUAAAGRGGAGCAGCGUAUUCUGACCAGUGAGUGUAAGAUCAGCACAGCCCRAGAUAACAUGCAGAGAGAGGCUCUCCCUGUGAGACCUGCAGCCUCAGAGGCUUUGGCCAGACCGGAGGACCGGGAACCUGCAGAGACUAUCGUAUGUACGGGACUCCCACAGUGCGCGUCAGCGACAGCACUAACUACGGUGACCAGACCACYGCCUUUGACKUCCUGUWUCCUACGCUGUCCUCCCUAAGGGGAGUCCACAUGGAGCACUUCUUCUGUCCCCGCACCUAA
Messenger RNA from Salvelinus sp. IW2-2015, 1079 nucleotides. The record is from RefSeq and is a predicted model, not a curated record. Lineage: Eukaryota; Metazoa; Chordata; Actinopteri; Salmoniformes; Salmonidae.